GCCACCCAGCAGCGCUGCUGUCCCCGCGGUGCAUCGGUCGCUGUCCCAGCUGUGCGCUCGCCGCGUCGUCGGUGCUGUGCUCGCGGUCUCCAGCGGCCCGCACCAGCUCGAGCGUCCGGCCUCGGGCGAUCGCCGGCAAGCGGCUCGCCAGGGCAGUACAGGAAGUACCUACCAGGGCAGGCGCUGUCCAGCCCGGGGUCCGGGCACAGCCAGUUGAGGGUCGAGGCGCGUGGACGUCGGGGUGGCCACCAUGGUGGCCACGUGCCUGCAGGUGGUGGGCUUCGUCACGAGCUUCGUGGGCUGGAUCGGCAUUAUCGUCACCACAUCCACCAAUGACUGGGUGGUGACCUGUGGCUACACCAUCCCCACCUGCCGCAAGCUGGACGAACUGGGUUCCAAGGGGCUGUGGGCCGACUGCGUCAUGGCUACGGGGCUGUACCACUGCAAGCCCCUGGUGGACAUCCUCAUCUUGCCCGGCUAUGUGCAGGCUUGCCGGGCCCUAAUGAUUGCUGCCUCAGUUCUGGGCCUGCCGGCCAUUUUGCUGCUGCUGACGGUUCUCCCCUGCAUUCGAAUGGGCCAUGAGCCUGGUGUGGCCAAGUACCGGCGGGCCCAGUUGGCAGGUGUCAUGCUCAUUCUGCUGGCUCUCUGCGCCAUCGUCGCCACCAUCUGGUUCCCUGUGUGCGCCCACCGUGAGACCACCAUCGUGAGCUUUGGCUACUCCCUGUACGCGGGCUGGAUCGGUGCAGUGCUGUGCCUCGUGGGUGGCAGCGUCAUCGUCUGCUGCGCUGGAGAUGCCCAGUCAUUUGGUGAAAACCGUUUCUACUACUCUUCGGGCUCCAGCUCCCCGACUCAUGCCAAGAGUGCGCAUGUAUAAGAGAGCGGCCACGGUACCCGUGGAGGUGCUGUAGAUGCCGGGCCUGUGGCCCUAGGUUCAUUCUCUGCCAGGCUCCAAAGCCAAAGGUCUAAACAUCCUGCCUGGUGUUCCGUAGUCUUAACACCACUCCCCGCCCCCACCCCCCACCACCACGUUUUGGUUGCCUUAAAAGAAAUCUCUGGCUCAGAUAAUGCCCACAUAGUUUCUACGGUGUUGCCCACGAUUAUCUCUUUUCUCGGGCAUCCCUUUGUUGUUUAUUAAAAAAAAAGAAUUUUUGUUUCUCUCUAAAUUUUAAAUGUCUUGCAAACACGACUGAGUUGGGUGCUGGUGGGGGAGCGAAAUAAGAAACACUUUUCAAACUGUUACAGAUGACAAUGGGAGUCUCAUAAAGAUGCCUCUCUGUUUGCUCCCUCCUCUUCCAUUCCAAGGUCAUUUACUUCUAAGAGAUAGAAAAAGAUAGAAUUGGGGACAUGGGGUGGGGAGGGAGGGGAAUUGUGGAACUUUCUCUCCGUGGGAAAGUUUCCCUUUUAUAAGUUGAGGGCAAGGGGUGGGGAUAUUUUUUAGUUUGUGAUUUUACAUUUAUCUGUACAUACUUUUUUCAAAAUCGAUUGUUUUUAUAACCAUGGUUUUCCUGAAAUUCUCAGUUCAUCAGUAUGAAGGAAAUGAACCAAAUAGACUUUAAUCAUGCAAUAAAUAACAGUACAAGUGAGUAUAACUUUUACUGAUGUUCCACAAAACAUUUUUGAUUUCCAGAGUUGUGUGAUAUACUUUUUAAUCCCACAUUUGCAUAUGCUUCAAAUUAACACAUUUUAAAAGCCCUUUUCCCUUUCUCUGUUUUUGUUCUGUUAGCUCUCUUGAAGCAAUGUUUAACGUAAGCUGUACUGUUGAAUUUGGCUUUACGGGUGUAAAUGCUGAUGGUGUUAUCAGCAUCUGAGACCCCAGACUCUCCAAACACGGAUGGUGCAUUUGGUUCCUUAAGUGAAAUCUGUGCAAUAAAAUAACAAACUGUCUGCAAAA
This is a messenger RNA of Sciurus carolinensis (gray squirrel), 1891 nucleotides long. RefSeq names its product claudin 11 (gene Cldn11). The coding region runs from base 251 to 874 and encodes 207 amino acids. Gene Ontology annotation, molecular function: structural molecule activity. The transcript has 3 exons. The record is from RefSeq and is a predicted model, not a curated record. Gene Ontology annotation, biological process: cell adhesion; bicellular tight junction assembly. Lineage: Eukaryota; Metazoa; Chordata; Mammalia; Rodentia; Sciuridae. Gene Ontology annotation, cellular component: bicellular tight junction; plasma membrane.